Molecule: messenger RNA, 2629 nt
Organism: Pseudo-nitzschia multistriata
Lineage: Eukaryota; Bacillariophyta; Bacillariophyceae; Bacillariales; Bacillariaceae
Source: the annotation of a GenBank genome assembly
CGUAGUAAGCGAACGAGUACCAGUACGAGCACUUUUCACGGGACGAAAAGAAGAAAAGAAUGUUUGUCGUUCAUUACUGCAUUCGGAGUGAGUGAGUCGUGCCUUCCUUUUUGUCCCACGAAACCGUCACUUUUCUACCGGAAUAGCUCGUUCGUACUUUAAUUUACAAUAACCUUUCCGUACGACCGUACUGGUACGAGUACCCGAUACAGCAAUUAAUUUUGUUGGUUUCACUGAUAAUUUUUUAGAGUACGGUACUUUACGUAGUUCUCUUACUCGUACUCGCUCUCGUAAUCGUGGUCGGUCACAUCGUUCACAAUUCGUCUUCGGAAAUAGAGGAACAUAGCACCGCUAGCAAGAUGUUUUCCUGGUCCAACAAUAAUAGCACAUCUACAUCCAAGGUCGGUUCGACCUAUCCAGGACGAAGACUACAGCAAAACCGAGCUUCUGCUUCUGCAGCAACCCCCAUUCAAGGCUCAAUACGACCCCCAACGCACACUCGUGCGCAACAUUUGAAGAGUUACCUCGAGGACCCGACUCUCCAACGGUCGACGCGGCGCGUAUCUUCUGGUACGGAUUCAACGCGUUGGAUGAUUUAUUCGACUAAAUUUGAAAACGACAGUUUUUAUUGCAACCAAAAAAAACAUCAUCAUGAUAUGUAUCGCUGUUUCUGACAGAAACUACUUUUUUGUCUCGUUCUGUUGUUCAUUUUGAUUUUAUACCUAUCGAAGACGAUACUACAUUUGACACAGUCUUUCAGACGACGAAGGGCGAUACACUGAUAUUGCGAGUGAAUAUUCCUUUGGGCAGCAGCUUCGCUGCAUUUUGCCCCACGAUGACAUUGGCUGGAGUAAAAGUUCGCCAUCCCUGGGUUUCCGAGUCAUCGUCGAUGAUGAGAGUAACAGGUUACCCACCUAUUCAAUCCGAACAAGCCUGGAAGAAUUCGAACAUGCUAUUGGGAGCGGCGGUUCACGAGGUUGUGAAAAAUUUCCAAUUAAAUGCUCCGCAAGUGUUGGAUAUCACAGAUAAUGGAUUGCGCUCGAUUCAGACGAAAAAGACGGCAGGAACGAGAACACCGACGCAGACCCCACCACGCAGCAACAAUGGGAUGUACAACAGCACCAGCAGCACAAGAAGUUCUCACGACGAUGCCCCUCCCAGUUACAAUGUGGUGGCGGAAGCAGAAUCCACCCCGGCACCAGAAAUUCCCAUGCCACCAAUACCAUCAACAUACGACGAAGUCGACAAUGCAUCACGCGAAGAAUUGGACGAAAUAUUACAGGACGACCUCGAAUUCAAAGCCUUUGUUCAUAGACUAAAGAUUUCUGACGAAAUAUUUACCAUAGGGUCCAGUCGGCUCGACGAAAAUGUUCUGUUGGCAAACGAAAAUUUGGAGCAAGAGGCCAAGUUGAAAACCCUACAGAGCGAAGUGAACGAACUUCACAGCACGCUGAAAUCAAAAUUAGAUGCCUUUUCGAAACUAGAAAAGGAACAGGACGUAAUCUGUGCUCCCCCCGAUUUGAAAUCAACCAUCAAAAAACUUCAGAAGGCAAAGAAGGAAGCCUUUGAAGAAUCUGAAGAAUUGGCCGAAGAAUGGGUUGACGACGGCGUGGGUACCGUGGACGAUUUUUGCAAGCGAUUUUUAGAACAGCGGAAGGUCCAUCAUAUGCGUGCUGCCAAAAUGGAAAUUUUGAAUAAUCAAGAACGAUGACAAUAGGAAAUUGUUACCAGGGACAUCUUUGGAGGGUGUAUUGCUAUUGCAUAUCGCGUUGUAUUGUGGAAGUGCAUCAUGUUUUGCAUAGUGAAGUAUCUUCUUUCGGAGUCAUUCAAAGCAACAUGGAGCGCAGCUUAGAGAGGGUUUUAUAAUCACUUUUUGUCAUUUCUGAAACCGGUGUUGCAUCGGCGGAUGUUCGUGGCAUCACCUGCGUUUCGAACAUAGGACAACAUCAGAAUGCGUUCCAUGAUGUGAUGCAGUUAGGUACCCAUAAACGAAGUCAUCAUAUCCCUAUGUUGAUGAUGUAUUUGAAAGGUGCAUUUACUUUUCCCUUGGAUAGUCAAAUAUUGUCAAAGAAUCAAGAUUUCUCACCUAUCCAUCCUCACCUCGAUCUGGAGGAGAAAGAACCCUUUCGACUCAGUAAGAUAGUCUUGUGAAAUACUUUAGAAAAUUUCUCAAAGGAUAAAAAAAUUCGAGUAACCGGGAUUUCAGUGGAGUAAAAAUUGGGGAAAUGUGUUACCAUUGAGCCCUAACUUUGAUAGUUUGAAGCUCCUAGAGAAGCUAAUUCCCCUGACCUCAACAACAACUAGUAUGCAUUUAGUCUGAGGACUGGAAUUGUUUUAAUGACACCUUUUCUUCGUGGCUAUCUUGUUCAUUUGGUUGGUUGGCUUCCUAGCAUCAGUAAUAUUUGACUAUUUCAGGUGUUAAUGGACUGCUAGCUCCUUUCUGUUGAACAAAAUUGUAACAACACAAGCACAGGGCCAGCCUCAACACUCUAUUUAAACCAGAGCAGCAGUUCCCAAUAGCAGGGUAGCUUCCAAGGGGCAAUUUCCACCCAGCUGUUGUAGUCAAUAAAUUGUUUCCAUAGGUUUGUUAUUAGAAGGAAGACACGAGAAAUCAAUCGAAAGCUGGAUU